This is a messenger RNA of Amyelois transitella, 1740 nucleotides long. RefSeq names its product dopamine D2-like receptor. The transcript has 8 exons. Gene Ontology annotation, biological process: adenylate cyclase-activating adrenergic receptor signaling pathway. The record is from RefSeq and is a predicted model, not a curated record. The coding region runs from base 1 to 1740 and encodes 579 amino acids. Gene Ontology annotation, molecular function: dopamine neurotransmitter receptor activity, coupled via Gi/Go; G protein-coupled receptor activity. Gene Ontology annotation, cellular component: membrane. Lineage: Eukaryota; Metazoa; Arthropoda; Insecta; Lepidoptera; Pyralidae.
AUGAAUGCGGAGACAGAAAAUGUCGACGCACGCAAAAUUGGGAUGGAUCUCCCGAAAACCAUAUGCGGCAACCAAUGCGAGAACGUCACCAAAGUGAGCGCCUUCCAGCUAAGGCCUCCUGAUCCAAACAACACCUUUUUAAACAGACCAUUCAUCCACGAAAGAGCAGUAAACGAAAGUGACUCCCUCAAUCUAAGAAUGGUGCUCAACAUAAAUGACUCAAUAAAUGAAAUGUACGGUUUUGACAUGACGAUCAAUGAAACAUAUUCAAAUUGUAGUUUUGAAAAUGGAACGUGUGUUAGUGAUGUGCAUUAUAACUUCUGGGCGUUAUCGCUUUUAGUGUUCCCUCUAUUAACGUUAUUUGGUAACGUGCUAGUUAUUAUGAGUGUGGCUAAGGAGAGGAGUUUACAAACUGCAACUAAUUACUUUAUUGUGAGUCUAGCUGUGGCCGACUUGUUGGUUGCAGUAGUAGUGAUGCCAUUCGGGGUAUAUUAUUUGUUUAACGGAGUGUGGGGCCUUCCAGCGGUGGUCUGCGACUGUUACAUAGCGAUGGACGUCACCUGUUCCACCUCUAGCAUAUUCAAUUUAGUCGCCAUUUCUGUAGACAGAUACAUAGCAGUAACUCAACCAAUCAAAUACGCGAAACACAAAAGCAACGGUCGAGUAUGGCUCAUGAUUGGAGUGGCUUGGCUGGUCUCCGGAGCUAUAGGAUCCCCCAUAGUGCUAGGUCUCAACAACACCCCAGAUAGGAGCCCUAACCAAUGCCUGUUCAAUAACAUCAACUACGUGAUAUACUCGUCAUUGGGAUCCUUCUACAUUCCAUGCAUCAUCAUGAUGUUUUUAUAUUAUAAUAUUUUUAAAGCAAUACGCCAAAGAGCUAAAAAGCAAAGAAUAGCCAAGAAGACUGCCUCUGCCAUCAGCUCGGCGGUGUCCAGCGGCACUGCGGCGGUGGUCAUAGAGAACGUGGCUCAAACUCGGGUAGACGGCAAUCUGCAGGAAGACAAGCCCACUAACACUGCUUCUGGAAGCAAUGAGGAUGAAGACGAUGACAACUUUGGUAGAACAGAAAUGGGCGCAUACGCAGAAGAGCUGGUCAAUUCAAGGUCUGCUCGCUUCAUGUUGGCUGCUGUAGUCGAGGAGACGGGCUUAAUAAUGGCGAACCUAGCAUCGCCCAUCCCAAUGAUGGACCCCAAUACCAACAACGACUCAGGGUACGCGCCUUCCAACCUCGAUGGGGACAAGGAGCACACUCCACCAGCCUCUCCCACUAAAGAAAAGAGAGAAGAAGAGAAGAAUGGAGAUAAAACUGAAGGAAAAGGAGAUGUGCCGAAAAAACCUGAACUUAAGAAGAAGCUCAGCCGACUCAGCAGCAGCUCCAUGAUUUCGACUCCAAGAAGGCGGUUCAGGAGCGCCGCUUCAGCAGCCAGGUUCACCAUCUUCAGGGCAAACAGGGCCGGCAAACUGAGGGCUAAGUCCUUUGCCAAGAAGGAGAAGAAGGCUACGCAGACGCUGGCUAUUGUAUUAGGUGUGUUCCUAUUCUGUUGGGCGCCAUUCUUCACGUGCUCCGUCCUCGACGCUCUCUGCGCCAUGUUUGACCUGCCAUACUCUCCAGGGGUCACCGUCUUCAUCCUCACAACGUGGCUUGGCUACAUCAACUCCUUCCUUAACCCUGUCAUCUAUACUAUCUUCAACCCGGAAUUCAGAAAGGCCUUUAGGAAAAUCCUGCAUUGUGGUACCUAG